Fusarium venenatum is the source of this 783-nucleotide messenger RNA. RefSeq lists its product as uncharacterized. Lineage: Eukaryota; Fungi; Ascomycota; Sordariomycetes; Hypocreales; Nectriaceae. The record is from RefSeq and is a predicted model, not a curated record.
AUGUGUGCUCCUGAGAACUUACCGUCGCCGGCCCCAUCAGAUGAUGAAUACUAUGAAUCAGAUGAUUCUGAAAGCGCCCGCAAGCCACGAUUAACACCCCAAGAACUCGGGGCUCUGUUUGUUGACUUCUACUCAUUCAUGGCAACCCUGAACUACGAUAUAUACGAUCUCAAGAUUCCCCCACGCACUGGAUGGCCAGAUAUCACAUCCGAAUCCUGUGGAGGCAUAAAGUCCGACUACGCUAUCGAGGUUAUGCGUCAUCUGCCUUACUUUGACGCUAAAGGCGCAUGCCAUAUCCACUAUAAAUCCAAACUCUGUGACCUUACUGUUUGGACCCCGGACGAUUUCAAGACCAUCGAAGAAAUCUUUGACUGGAUGGAGUUUUGGUCAACGGAGGAUGAGCAGGAUCAUAGUGAUGUCAUCUACAUUGCUGAAGGGUAUGAGAGUGGCGGCCGUGGAUUGUGGCUGCUUGUCAAAGAUGGCGAGAUAAUUGAGGACAUGAUGAGGUGUGAUAUGCUGUCCUCGGUCCCAGUGGAACAAUACUUUGCCAAGCUGAAGGAACAGUACAAAAAAAUGCAGCUGGUUUCUGGAGACGGCAGGAUCACAAUUGAGGCGGAUGACAUUCCAGAGCGCGAUGAGAGGAUCUCUGAGGAGGAGGUGAAUAGUCAAACGGAAGAAUGGCAGACAGAUCUGGAUGUUCAAUACAUAAGGCAGAUCUAUCGUGAUCAUGGGUGGCCACACUCCUUUGAUUCAAAGGCUGCUUUUAAGGCCGUGGAUGAUUGA